Heterotrigona itama is the source of this 2470-nucleotide messenger RNA. NCBI's taxonomy places the organism in Eukaryota, Metazoa, Arthropoda, Insecta, Hymenoptera, Apidae. The record is from the annotation of a GenBank genome assembly.
AUGUUGAAUCUUGUUGCAUCGAAGUGCUCGUAUUUAAUGGCUAAAACCAUGUGAAAGUUUCUUUUAUAAAUAUAUAUUACGCGUGUUAUUUAGAAAGGAUAAAGGAAGCACUUUCGUGAGCACUGUAGUGAAGUACAGUGGAUUUAAAAACGUACGUAGAAGUGACUGUUUGUAGUAUAACGCGAAAUUAUUAUAUUUUGCAGAGGUCGUGAAGAGUAUAAUGUUCGUUGUGUCCUAACAUUGAGGCCAUUUUGUACGUUCAUAAUAUUUUCUAACUACAUUUAUGUGGUAUGUGUGUAACAUUUAUAUACGUUUUCAAAUUUUUGUUAGCAAAACGAAAGUAUUUCAGAGAGUUGUGCGUGAUACAUAUCGGCCGGCUGCUAAAAAUUUCUCGCAAAUAUUUAAUUUUCAUCAUACGGUUACAAUAAAGAAUUUCUAAAUACAUUUUAUAAUAUCGUGAAAAUUUUUUUUUAAAAACGCAGCUUCGUCGGUGGAUAAUUUAAAUUGAAAUUGGAAUAUCGCUGUGGUCAAACAUUUUCAACAACAUCUAUAUUCUGUAAAAUAAUGCCUGUGUGAAAAUUUCCUACGAUUGAAAUGUUACUUGAGAAAUGUAUUUCAUUCUCUUUCUUUCUUUCUUCUCCCCCUUCCGCAACCGUUUUCCCUUGCUCGUGUCCCAAAGAUACGAUCGAAACGCGACCAUCGAUAACAAUCUCGCGUGCCAUUUUAUGGUGCGUUAUUCGAAACGAGCGAGUGAGUACGCGCCGCGAGAGCCGUAAUUUUCGUCACGUUACAGAGAAGCUCGAUAUCGCCCGGUGAUAAAUACAGUCGUCCACGUACACCGCAGGAGACGCACCAUUCCCAUCAUUCUCAGAAUCACCAUGACCAUCCCAUGCACAUCAAAAAGAUGAAGAAGGAGCAGGACAAGGACAUCGGUCACAGUGACGGCGAAAAGAGUGAUCAGGAUCUGGUGGUGGACGACGCGAGCGAAGGGCCGACGAGUCCGGUUGUAAACGGGACGACGUCGCCUCGAGAGAACGGCCUGGACAAAGUGGCACCAAUCGGCACCGGCGUGCAGACGAAGAAAGACGUGCCGCCACACUCGCCGCGAAGCGGGACCAGCAGCAACGCGAGCACACCGUCGGCGAAGAAGAUGGAGGAACGUGAGAAGCCGACGACACCGAUCUCGAAGCCUCUGACACCGACCUCGGGCUCGGCGAUCAGCGGCGGUUUGAAGCCAUCGGGGUCGGCGAAGCUACUUCAGGGACCACCGCCUCCAGGCGUGCCGAGCGCGUAUCCGCCGCACUACGCUCCCGGGCCACCGCCUCACCAUCUGGCACCACCCGGCCAGCAUCCUCACGUCGACAUGAUGGGCUACAACGGCUACGUGGCGCCUAGAGCACCACCUUCGCUCCAACAGCUCUACGAUCCCCACGUGGCUAUGAGAGCUCCGAUGGGAUCGGUCGGAGUGCCCGGAGGCAAACCCGCGUACAGCUUCCACGUGUCGAGCGAGGGCCAGAUGCAGCCGGUGCCCUUCCCACCGGAUGCGCUCAGCGGACAAGGGAUACCGCGUCAUGCGCGGCAAAUUAAUACCCUCAGCCACGGGGAGGUCGUGUGCGCUGUCACGAUCUCCAAUCCGACCAAAUAUGUGUACACCGGCGGCAAGGGGUGCGUCAAGGUCUGGGACAUUGGUCAAGCAGGCACAGGAAGCACCAAGUCUGUCUCUCAGCUCGACUGCCUGCAGCCUGACAACUAUAUCAGGUCAGUGAAACUGCUGCCGGAUGGCAGAACGUUGAUAGUCGGUGGUGAAGCCAGCCGGCUGAGUAUCUGGGAUCUGGCGAGUCCGACGCCGAGGAUCAAGGCCGAAUUAAUCUCCGCCGCCCCGGCCUGUUACGCUCUGGCGAUCUCGCCGGACUCGAAGGUCUGCUUCAGCUGCUGCAGCGACGGCAGCAUCGCCGUCUGGGAUCUUCAGAAUCAGUCUUUGGUCAGGCAGUUCCAAGGUCACACGGACGGCGCGUCCUGCAUCGACAUAUCCGCCGACGGUUCGAAACUGUGGACCGGCGGAUUGGACAACACGGUGCGCUCGUGGGACCUUCGGGAGGGCAGGCAGCUGAAGCAACACGACUUCACCUCGCAGAUAUUCUCUCUCGGCUACUGUCCCACGGGGGAAUGGCUGGCCGUCGGCAUGGAGAACUCGAACGUCGAGGUGUUGCACGCCUCCAAUCCGGACAAAUAUCAGCUCCAUUUGCACGAGUCUUGCGUGCUGUCGCUGAGAUUCGCGUCCUGCGGCAAGUGGUUCGUCUCCACCGGCAAGGAUAACCUGCUGAACGCGUGGCGCACGCCUUACGGAGCGUCCAUAUUCCAAUCGAAGGAAUCGUCCUCGGUGCUCAGCUGCGAUAUAUCAGCCGACGACAGGUACAUCGUUACCGGUUCAGGUGACAAGAAGGCGACAGUCUACGAGGUUAUGUAUUGA